GUGUGAUGUGCAUUUUUGAAGGAUUCUGCCGAUCGAAGUAGAAAGAUCUUCUUCGCCUGCAAGCACAAAAACUUCACCGGUUCUUAUAUCCUCGAACUUCGGGCACGUGGAAGACAACGCGUGAAACACCAAACAGUCGCACUGGUCAUCAAACAAACAAAAACCACAAUACACUUAACUCAAACCUGGAACAUCCCGUGUGUGGCAAGAUGCUGUACUGCUGCUUCCCGUUCGACUGAUCGAGCACGAGCCUCAACUGGCUCUCUUUCUCGCAUCGGUCUAUCUCCCUUCGCAUCAAAUUUCUCCAGAGAUGGUGCGCGUUUCAUUUGUCCACUCGUGCACCACACGUCUCGGCAUUACAUUCUGAUCAAACUGCAAAGAGUUGCCCCGCCUGGAUCGUUUAUUCCAUCUGUCACCGGGGAUAUCGUCCCGCACCGCCAAACCAACCUCAUCUUAUCGGUUGUGGCGCGUGCUCAGCUUGCUAAUGUGACACCGAUGAAGAUCGAAGUACGGUGCGCGGUAGCUGGAAUUUCUGCCACUUUCCUCACCCUGAUUGACCCUUUUCUCCAGGGUGGUGCCGCGUUACCGCAAGGUGAACAUUACUGAGUGAUAUUUUUUCAUCUUCUUUACGCAUCGGUGGCACGGUGGCUUACGGCUGAACUGUGGUUCGAUCGAGGUGGAGAUGUGACUGCCGAUUGGCAUUGAAGCAGCUGCAGCACCCUAGGAUGGAUCUCAACGGAUCGGCGAAUGAUAAACGUGAAGAUCCAUCGUCCAAUGUCAUCACUGUCAGUGGGUUUAGUGUGCAGUGUGUGACGACGGAACAACAACGGGCCAUUAAUUUCCAGCGUGACACGGCACACAAGCCGUGUAACGAGCGCAAAAGGAAUACUUCCACCAACGGACCGAAAACGGAAAACGCACCACGAAUAUGUAUCCUGCACAAGCGUCCUCCACCCGAACCGGCCGCAUCCUUCUCGGCGCGAUGGUGAUCCUCGCGAUCUCGAUGCGACAAGCCACAGCCAGUGCUUCUUUGUCUGGAUAUCGGCAACCGUGCACAAACGAGGGCGAGGAGGUUCGAAUCAGCAUGGGCUGCUUCAAGUGUAUCUGCAAGAACGGUUUCGUGGAGUGUGAUCCAGAAAGCUGCCCAGCAGUGGAUGACUGUUACUUCUACAAAAAGAAAGGCCCGGACGAAUGUUGCGACAAGUGUAUCGGAUGUUUAUACGAGGGCCGACACAUCGACAGUGGUACCGAGUGGACCGAUCCGGAAGAUCCCUGCAUGCACUACAAAUGCGUUUCCGGUGUGGUAACGCGCUCGGAGAUGAAAUGUUACGCACCGUGCUCGGAUCCGAGUCCACCGCGCAAAGGCCAGUGCUGUCCGACCUGUCUAGGUUGUCGACUGAACGGGCAGAAAGUGUUCGACGAGGCAACGCUGAGUGAAGAUCCGUGCGUGAAGUGUACGUGCUCCGGCCACAAGCUAACCUGCACGAAGCGUUCCUGUCCGGUGUUGCAGUGUCCACUGUCAAAGCAGAUCCGAACGCCGGGCGAAUGUUGUCCCCGGUGUAUCGAACGGCGGGAGGAAAUUCAUCUCGGGUCGCCGAUGUGCAUCAUCGGUAAGGCGGUACACUUCCCGGGCAAACCGUACCACGGAGAUCAGUGUUCGAACUGCACCUGUCAGAAUGGGACGUCCGUGUGUGAGAAGAGCACCUGUCCGAUACUGGAGUGUGCGCUGGAGGAUCAACAGCGGGAACCGGGCGAAUGCUGUCCAUCGUGCCCGAUGCCGGCCGAGUUCCGGAGCACGUGUGUUGCCGCUGGGAAGGUUUAUCAGAACAACGAAACCUGGAGCCUAAACCCGUGUACCUCCUGCGAAUGUCGCGCCGGCGAGGUGCGCUGUGCAAACAUCCAGUGUCCGAAGAAGAAAUGUGGCCCCAACGAAACACUCCUCCCGGUGUCGGGUGAAUGCUGUCCCCAGUGUGUCGAAAGUCCUGCCGUCUGUACCGUGUUCGGUGAUCCACACUACAAAACGUUCGACGGGAACUUCUACAGCUUCCAGGGCUCGUGUAAGUACGAGCUGACAAGGGACUGUGUCGGACACACGUUCUCGAUCCGUGUCACGAACGAUGCCCGGCUCACCAAGUACUCGUCCUGGACGAAAACGGUCACACUGAAGCUGGAAGGUGUAAAGGUAAAUCUGGGCCAUCGGAUGCGAGUAAAGGUGAACGGGACCCGCGUCGAGCUUCCCUAUCGAUUAAACCAAACACUGCACAUCAAUCGAAGCGGAGACGGUACGGAGGUGAUCGUGGAAACGGAUCUCGGCGUGCAGCUGUCCUGGGAUGGGCACAACUUCAUCCAGGUGCAGGUACCGACCGCGUACAAGGGCAAGCUGUGUGGGCUGUGCGGUAACUACAACAGCAUCUUUCGGGACGAUCUGUUUACGCGGGCCGGCCGCAACAUGACGCACAAUGUGUGGCGCUUUGCACGAUCGUGGGCCGUCGGUGGUCCAAAGGCUUGCACCCGGAAGCUCAAGAAAGAGCAGGCCGCUCGGCAUCCGCAGUGUAAGACGAAAAAGUUUGUCCCGCUGUGCAAGGCACUCCGGACGCCGGAAGUGUUUGGCCGAUGCAAUUCGCUGCUCAAUCCGGACAACUACUUCGACUCGUGCAAGUUUGACAUGUGCGAGUGUCCUCACCGGCAGUGCUACUGUGACAGUAUGGCGGCGUAUGCGCACGAGUGUGUCCGGCAAGGGGUUCAGCUGCCGGACUGGCGCACCCUGACCGGCUGUAGCCGAAAUGCGUCCGGAAUGACCGUUGGGCUCGGAAGGAGUCCACCGGCCAUACACGAACCGAACGCCAUUGUGGCAGGUACGACGGGCCAGCGCAACAACAUUCGCCGACAUCCAAAGCGGGUACGACGACCGAAGCUACUGCUCGACGAGCCGGAGCUUGGUGAGCUUGUACCGCUGACACUCGAUCGGAAGCAUCACAAGCUACUACAUCAUCCACUCUACAGAAAGCAGCAGCAGCAGCAGAUGCAACUGCAACAGCAAAAGCAGCACCAGGAGCAGAACAACAUCCUUGCAAGACCGGUCAGUGGUAGCCGUCGGACACCACCGCCACUGCAGCGUUAACUUCCUCGUAACAUCCCUUUUUGUUGUCACCUCGCCUGGAAGCGAAGUGUGCCCCACUCAUCAACUCGCCAUGUAUCGCCACAGCUCCCCUUUUCUUCUCGCAACCCUCCUCCAGUUCACCUCCAGCUCUAUCUCUCUCUCUCUCUUUCUCUCUCUCUAUCUAUCGUUAGAAGCAAACCUCUCGCUUGUGUUGUAUUGCGUUAAGAAUAGUUUAAGGGCUAGCUGUAGGGUUUUUAAGCCGGUCGGGGAGCAAUCCGCGGCAAGGGAAGCGCCAUUACGUUGUACAUAUUAGUUACCCGCAGGACGAAUCGAGAGGUAUGUGCAUGUGUGUGUGGGGUCUCUUCUUCUUUCGCGCUUCCCUGCUUCACGCAUGCAACCAACAAACCAACCACCAGUAAGGAAACGAUGAAUCUGCAAACUAUGAAUAAUCUCACGGAUUGCAAGGAGAGACCUUCAUCCGAUGAAUGAAUGGGUGAGUGAACGGAUGAACCUUCGAAUGCGAAUGUAGAACGGGUGACUGUGGAAUGAACGCGCUAAAGCUUACUUAAAGUUUCGCCAUUAAGGGUGUGUUUGCUUGAGUGUGUGUGUGUGAGCGGGAAGAAAAAGAAGAGAAAGAAGAGCCCCUAUUUUUAUUUUCCUCAACUUUUUUUUUUAAAUCAGUAACAACAGAGCGGGAAAUGAGUUUUAUAGUAAAGGUAGCAGCGCACGAGCAAGAAGAAGCCAGAAUCAAAAACCAUGAUCGGUUUUGCUUCAUCUUCACCCCAUUCAACUCUGCUGCUUGGCGGGUUUUAUUUUGUGCGUUUUUGUAUCAUUUCAUUUCAUUUUUUCUGUUUGUCGUUUGAGAAUAGGCAAGUGGUUUUACUUAGUAGGUUUGAAUCGCGCGAAUAGUUUAGUAAUUUUAUUAUCGUAGUAUGUAACACGUUUUAUCCAUCAGUUGGUGAAAAAGCGGCCCGGUGGGUCUUGCAGCGACCUUGCUAGCCCUAUUACGAAUCAUGGAGUACUUCUAUUUGUGACAUUCAUCAGUAUUUAUUUUCCUGUUUUAAUCGUGUAACGGGGACGGGACGUUCAUCCUACCUUCAGCAGUUCAUCCCGCGCGUUUGAGAUGAACACCGGAUUGAUUGUUUGAUUUGUAUGAUUAUUUGCUAAUGUUUAUGAUCGCCGGUAAGGUUUGUUUAUCGCUUACCUGGUAGUGGUUUGUGAGCAUUGUUUAGUCUCCCGUAACCGCGCCGGAAGUUUACACUGUCUUGAAAAGCGGGGUUUCUCCUUCGAAAAUUUCUCAACAUUCCAUAUACUGCAAAUCCCAUUUGCACAAAGGUUUUUGUUCUUAUUUUGUUUACUUCUCUGAUUUGGAUUUUUUUUUCGUAAUUAAUAUUAAACAAUUUCACUUAAUUUUUUUUGCUACAUCUCAAGUGCUUUUGGAGUGAUUGCUGAUGGAAGGAAGAACGUUGCAUGGUAGUCAGUUAAGAUACAGCGUUAAGCUUAAAUAAAAAGCCAACACAAGAAACAAAACAACUCUCCAGUGAAAUAAUGAUACUAAACUGUCUUGCUUUAGGUAGCGGUUAAGGAAUGCGGUGAAAAGUGGGAAAGAAAACAAACAGUGAAGAGAUAAGCAAACGAUAGCGGAAAGCAAAAGUGAAACAGGCACGAUGAAGGAUGAAAAUGUGUGUCCGACUUAAGAUGGGAAAGGAAUUAGCGAAAAAAGAAAGGAAGAAACAAAAACAAACAACAAGGUGAAUAAAUAAAUAGGAGCGCAAAAUGUGAUCUCGUGAGUGAAUAUUAGUUAAAUGAAAUUGAACAAAACUGCUAAAGGAGGGAGAAAACAAUCGAAUCGAAGGAAGCAGAACAAGUGAGGUGUAGAAUUGAAAAUGGGGGGGAGAAAAACGUUACUCAAAGCCCAGAUGUGAACUAAGCAAACGAAUGUUGUGUGGAAAUGCUGUGGAAAAGCAAGGAUAUGUUAUAUGAGCAUGAAGGAUAAAAGGGAACGGAAAACUGAACGCACUUUUUACACUCAGACGAACCUGGACGGUUUGUUUUAAUGUAUAUCCUCUAAUGGUUCCUACACACAUACCAACAUGAACACACACACACAUUCACACAUACAAGCGCACCUAACAUACGCACACACAGAACAGUAUAGCGUUAGGGCUGGUGGAAAACCGUACUCCAUAGCGAUCGGUUUUUUAGUUCGUUUUUUAAGCAGAAAUGAUGGUACCGUUUCUAAAGUAAAUCUAAUUUAUUGUGCAAACUCGAAGUUCUGGAAUGUUAAAUUAAUGUUGAGAAACGUUGAGCGUGCGUAUGUGUGUGUGAGAGAGAGCGAGUAUGUAACACUGCAAUCAUUGCACCAAAACCGUUGAUCCGGUACAUUUAUUUGAUCGUUUUUUUGUAUUAGUUUGUUUUGUUUUCUUUGCUGAAAACCCGGUAAUGAUGUUAGCUGGAGGUUUCACUUCAGGCGUGGGGGUGGUCAAGUGAACGAGCCCCUUCGCCACCGUGAAGAAUGUGUGCGUGUGUGAGUAUGUUGUGAAUGAAAAUGACCAACAGUAAUAAAAUACAUUGUAUGUGAAAAAAAAAAA
Messenger RNA from Anopheles stephensi (Asian malaria mosquito), 5691 nucleotides. It is a transcript of the gene cv-2, whose product is annotated as BMP-binding endothelial regulator protein. The record is from RefSeq and is a predicted model, not a curated record. NCBI's taxonomy places the organism in Eukaryota, Metazoa, Arthropoda, Insecta, Diptera, Culicidae. Gene Ontology annotation, molecular function: protein binding. Bases 929 to 3121 code for a protein of 730 amino acids. The transcript is spliced from 7 exons.